UAGAAGCACUCCAGAGGCUUAGUUCUGCAUCCAGUCACUCUGUACAAUUAUUCCCGUCGCUCAGUGUACCAAGCCAUCAUGGCUUGCAAACUGUUCCUUUUGCUUGUCGUAUUCCUCGUUUUUAACCAGUCCACGGGCUUCCUGGUGGAUGAUGCGGACUACUUUAAUACAAACCUUCCCUGGGAACACCGCCGUGGACGACCUGGUGAAGAGACUGACGCCCCAGGAGAUCGCAGAUCUCAUGCAACACGGGGGUACAGGAUCUUCCCCCGCCAUACCAAGGCUGAAGAUACCGGAGUUCUCGUGGGACACGGAGUGCCUUCAUGGUGACGGACAAGCCGGCAGAGCCACCUCCUUCCCUCAGGCCAUUGGGCUAGCAGCGGCGUGGAGUACACGGCUGAUUCAUGAUAUCGCCGAAGCCAUUUCCGUUGAAGUCCAUGCCAAGUACAACGACUUCAUCAAACAAGGUUUACACGGCUUCCACAAGGGGAUCAGCUGCUUCAGUCCCGUCAUUAACAUCAUGAAACACCCGCUGUGGGGAAGGAAUCAGGAAACUUAUGGCGAAGAUCCUUAUCUGUCGGGCCUUUAUUCCCAAAACUACGUCCGUGGUCUCCAAGGCAACCAUUCUCGCUAUCUAAGAGCUAAUGCCGGAUGUAAACAUUUCGCUGCGCAUGCUGGGCCAGAGAAUUUCCCCGUCUCCCGCUUUUCCUUUGACGCCAAGGUGAGUGAAAGAGAUCUGCACGUGACCUUCCUGCCUCAGUUUCGGAUGUGUGUCCAGGCUGGAACAUACAAUAUUAUGUGCAGUUAUAACAGAGUGAAUGGAGUCCCUGCGUGCGCUAACCGGAAGUUGUUGACGGACAUAUUGAGGACGGAGUGGGGGUUUAAAGGUUACGUCAUCAGUGACCAGCAGGCCCUGGAGAAUAUCGUCACAAAACACAAGUGGGUAGACAACAACGUGGACGCUGCCGCUGCCGUGGUGAAUGCCGGUUGUAACCUGGAGCUCUAUGGAUAUGGUCACACCAAGCAUCCAGUCUUUGCUUCUAUUUAUGAUGCAUUCAAAGCCGGUAAGAUAACAGACGCUACUCUUCGUGAGCGAAUGAAACCCCUGUUCAUGACCCGGAUGAGAUUGGGAGACUUUGACCCCAAAUCCAUGAACCCGUACAGUAAACUGGAUAUGUCCGUUGUUCAGGGUCAGAGUCACCGAGACCUCAGUCUCAGAGCCGCCAUAGACACAUUAGUGAUGCUUAAAAACAGCAAUGGCUUUUUGCCAUUAACAAAGGCAAAGUACAACAAGAUUGCGGUUGUCGGUCCGAUGUCGGAUAACGUUAAUCAGCUGUUUGGAGAUUACACGCCACAAAUAGAUCGUCAUUACACCACGACGCCUUAUGCAGGCUUGAAGAGCUUAGCAAACACUGUGUCCCAUGCGAGCGGCUGUUCGGAUAACCGCUGCGCAAAAUACGACCAAAGUGGCCUUCAGUCCGCCGUAGGACAAUCCGAUGUUGUUGUUGUGUGUUUAGGAACAGGUGUUGAAAUAGAAAGGGAAUUCAGUGACAGACAUAAUAUGGAUUUACCCGGGCAUCAGCUGCAGGUUUUACAAGAUGCCGUGCACUCUAGUAAUGGUGCCCCGGUCAUCUUACUGCUGUUUUCGGCCGGACCUAUCGACGUCUCCUGGGCCGAGUCUAACCCGAACGUCAAAGCUAUCCUCCAGUGUUCUUUUCCUGCCCAGGCGGCCGGUGAGGCCAUUCGGAAAGUCCUCACCGCGGACUCUCACGCCAGUCCGGCCGGCCGUCUGCCCUACACCUGGUACAAGACAUUAAAUCAGGUAGGUUCCAUCACGGACUACAGUAUGGCGGGGAAGACUUACCGUUAUUUUACCGGAGAACCGUUAUACCCGUUCGGAUACGGCCUGUCCUACUCGUCAUUCCACUACAGUGAUCUGCACAUUCAUCAAGGCUCCUUACACGCCGGACAUAGCCAGCAAGUCUCCUUCAAGGUGGCCAACACUGGACACCGACACAGCGAUGAGGUCGUCCAGAUUUACUUGUCCAGAAGAAAUCCCUCACAACCAAUGCCCCGGAUACAGCUAGUAGCUUUUGAUCGUGUCCCAAACUUGUCACCAGGGGGCGCUUCUAAAAGUUUGACCUUCACCGUCAAUCCUGAUCAACUGGCUGUCUGGCACGAUGACAAAGGCUUUGUCGUGGAGCCAGGUCAUAUUGACGUUUACGUGGGAGGUCAACAGCCUAACCAAACCAAGACGACUGGUUCUAACGUUCUACAUUCAUCUUUUACUGUUACUGGCACCAAAGUUUUGGGCAAGCACUGAAUUAAAACGAACG
Molecule: messenger RNA, 2336 nt
Organism: Liolophura sinensis
Lineage: Eukaryota; Metazoa; Mollusca; Polyplacophora; Chitonida; Chitonidae
Exons: 12
Coding region: 149-2323 (724 amino acids)
Biological process (GO): xylan catabolic process; arabinan catabolic process
Molecular function (GO): alpha-L-arabinofuranosidase activity; xylan 1,4-beta-xylosidase activity
Source: RefSeq, a predicted model, not a curated record